UGUAGGAGGGAAUUGGCAAUCUCGCUGCCUACGUGGGAGAGAAGGGAGGGUUGGGGGAAGUGUGGAAAACCUGAACCCAAGCCGCUGCUGCCUGAGGAAGAUUUGGUGGGAGGAGAAGUAGAGGGAAAUAGACGGGUGGAGGGGGAGGUGAGGAGGGCAUCUGGGUCACUGCUGCCGGGCGGCACAAAGUUCGCGAUGUGGCUGAAGCCUGAGGAAGUGCUCCUGAAAAAUGCGCUGAAGCUGUGGCUGAUGGAAAGGUCCAACGACUACUUCGUGCUGCAGCGGCGUCGGGGCUACGGUGAGGAAGGCGGAGGGGGUCUUACAGGGCUUCUGGUUGGGACUCUUGAUUCAGUUUUAGACUCUACUGCUAAAGUUGCUCCAUUUCGCAUCCUACACCAGACACCAGAUUCUCAAGUUUACCUGUCAAUUGCAUGUGGAGCCAACAGAGAAGAAAUAACCAAACAUUGGGAUUGGUUGGAACAAAAUAUCAUGAAGACCUUAUCUGUGUUUGAUUCAAAUGAAGAUAUUACUAAUUUUGUACAAGGAAAGAUAAGAGGAUUGAUUGCUGAAGAGGGAAAACAUUCUUUUGCAAAAGAAGAUGAUCCUGAGAAAUUUCGAGAAGCCCUUUUGAAAUUUGAAAAAUGUUUUGGUUUACCAGAGCAGGAGAAGUUAGUGACAUAUUACUCAUGCAGUUAUUGGAAAGGACGGGUUCCUUGUCAGGGAUGGCUCUAUCUUAGCACCAACUUUCUGAGCUUCUAUUCUUUUUUGUUGGGAUCAGAAAUAAAACUCAUUAUAUCCUGGGAUGCAGUCUCAAAACUUGAAAAGACUUCAAAUGUUAUACUAACAGAGAGUAUUCAUGUGUGUUCCCAAGGGGAGAAUCACUACUUUUCAAUGUUUUUGCAUAUUAAUGAAACAUACCUUCUUAUGGAACAGCUGGCAAACUAUGCUAUAAAGAGACUUUUUGAUAAGGAAACAUUUGCUAAUGACCCAAUCCUUGAUGAUCCUCUACAAAUCACCAAGAGAGGUCUGGAAAAUCGAGCCCACAGUGAGCAGUUCAAUGCUUUUUUUAGGCUCCCCAAAGAAGAGACUUUGAAAGAAGUACAUGAAUGUUUCUUAUGGGUACCAUUCAGCCACUUUAACACUCAUGGAAAAAUGUGCAUCUCAGAAAACUAUAUCUGCUUUGCUAGCCAGGAUGGCAAUCUAUGUUGUGUAAUCAUUCCAUUACGAGAGGUCUUAGCUAUAGAUAAGACAAAUGAUUCCAGCAAAUCUGUCAUCAUUAGCAUCAAAGGAAAAACAGCUUUUCGCUUCAGUGAAGUUAAAGACUUUGAGCAGCUGGUGGCAAAACUCAGACUCAAGUAUGGGGCAGCUUCAACUCAGUAUCACGAUGUUAGCACAGAGAUUCCUAUUAGUUCUGAUUCUACAGACCCAUCUGAUAAUACUGAAGUACGAUCUUUGACAUGUCAGAGAGAAUGCAGUAAAACUGUGAACACCGAAGCCUUAAUGACAGUAUUUCACCCUCAGAAUUUGGAGACUCUUAAUUCCAAAAUGUUGAAAGAAAAGAUGAAGGAACAGUCAUGGGACAUCCUAUUUGCAGAAUGUGGGCGUGGUAUUAGCAUGUUUCGGACCAAAAAGACUCGAGAUCUGGUUGUAAGAGGGAUUCCAGAGACCUUAAGAGGAGAGCUCUGGAUGCUUUUUUCAGGUGCUGUUAAUGACAUGGCUGCUAAUCCUGGCUAUUAUGCUGAAGUGGUUGAGCAGUCCUUAGGGACCUGCAACUUGGCUACUGAAGAAAUUGAACGUGAUUUGCGUCGCUCCCUGCCUGAACACCCAGCCUUUCAGAGUGACACUGGCAUAUCUGCUCUGAGGCGGGUACUCACUGCUUAUGCAUAUAGGAAUCCCAAAAUUGGAUACUGCCAGGCAAUGAACAUCUUAACUUCAGUGCUGCUUCUGUAUGCAAAAGAGGAAGAAGCUUUUUGGCUUCUGGUUGCUGUGUGUGAACGAAUGUUGCCUGAUUAUUUUAACCGUCGAAUCAUUGGUGCCUUGGUGGAUCAGGCAGUCUUCGAAGAACUUAUCAGGGAUCACCUUCCCCAGCUGACAGAACACAUGACUGAUAUGACAUUCUUUUCCUCAGUUUCUCUCUCAUGGUUCCUCACACUUUUUAUUAGUGUGCUGCCAAUUGAAAGUGCAGUGAAUGUGGUGGACUGUUUCUUCUAUGAUGGAAUAAAAGCCAUUUUACAGCUGGGAUUGGCAAUACUUGACUAUAAUUUGGACAAACUACUCACAUGUAAAGAUGAUGCUGAAGCCGUGACAGCUUUAAACAGGUUCUUUGACAAUGUCAUUAAUAAGGAUAGCCCAUUACCUUCAAGUGUUCAGCAGGGUUCAAACGUGAGUGAUGAAAAAAGCAGUCAUAUUAGAGUGGAUAUUACAGAUUUGAUUAGAGAGUCAAAUGAGAAAUAUGGUAAUAUUCGCUAUGAAGAUAUACACAGCAUGCGCUGUCGAAAUAGGUUAUAUGUCAUACAGACCCUAGAGGAAACGACAAAGCAGAAUGUGUUGCGUGUUGUAUCACAAGAUGUGAAAUUGAGCCUUCAUGAAUUGGAUGAACUUUAUGUCAUCUUUAAGAAAGAGCUGUUUUUUUCUUAUUAUUGGUGCUUGAGUUGUCCAGUCCUGAAGUACCAUGACCCCAGUCUGCCAUAUUUGGAACAGUAUCAGAUUGACUGCCAGCAGUUCAGAGCGUUAUAUCACUUGUUGAGUCCCUGGGCUCAUUCUGCAAACAAAGACUCACUAGCCUUAUGGACAUUCAGAUUGUUGGAUGAAAACUCUGACUGCCUUAUAAACUUCAAAGAAUUCUCCUCUGCAAUUGAUAUAAUGUACAAUGGAAAUUUCACUGAGAAGCUUAAGCUGCUUUUUAAGCUGCAUAUUCCUCCAGCUUAUACUGAAGUGAAAUCUAAGGACCCUUCAAAAGGAGAUGAACUUUCCAAGGAAGAAUUACUUUAUUUCAGUCAGCUCCAUGUUUCUAAGCCUACAAAUGUGAAGGAAGCAGAAUCACUAAAAAACAGCCCUGAAAAAGGCAAAGGAAAAGUUGAUAUUCAAGCAUAUCUAAGUCAAUGGCAAGAUGAGCUUUCCAAAAAAGAAGAAAACAUUAAGGAUUUACCAAGAAUGAAUCAGUCACAAUUCAUUCAGUUUUCAAAGACCCUAUAUAACUUAUUUCAUGGGGACCCUGAAGAAGAGUCAUUAUAUCAAGCCAUUGCUGUUGUAACCAGCCUUUUGCUCAGGAUGGAAGAAGUUGGAAGGAAACUACAUAGCCCUACAGCAUCAGCCAAAGAAUUCUCUGGUACAGUCUGUGCUUCUGGAGGACCCAGUGAGGGGAAAACAGAGAGCCACUUGAAGAAAGAUCCCUCCUCUCUGAGGGAAGAACCUCAGUGGUCAUUUGCAUUUGAACAGAUUCUUGCGUCUUUGUUGAAUGAACCAGCAUUGGUGAGGUUUUUUGAGAAACCCAUAGAUGUAAAAGUGAAACUAGAAAAUGCAAAAACCUCUCAGUUAAGCUGUAGAACCAAGAUGUAAAUCUCUUAACAGGAAUUGCCUAUUAUAGACAAGUUUACUAAGAUUCCUGUAGCUGUCAGUUUGAUUCUUGGGAAUAGGGAUCAGGGAUUUAUCUUGUUACCAAUGUGCUUGAAGGUUAAAAAAAAAAAGAUAUGUGGAAGCACAAUAAUUCAUUGCUUUGUGGUAAUCUCUGAUUUUGAUAUUCUUCAUUACAAAUGAACUUUUUAUAG
Neomonachus schauinslandi (Hawaiian monk seal) is the source of this 3767-nucleotide messenger RNA. RefSeq names its product TBC1 domain family member 8B (gene TBC1D8B). Gene Ontology annotation, molecular function: calcium ion binding. NCBI's taxonomy places the organism in Eukaryota, Metazoa, Chordata, Mammalia, Carnivora, Phocidae. The record is from RefSeq and is a predicted model, not a curated record. The coding region runs from base 196 to 3558 and encodes 1120 amino acids. The transcript has 21 exons.